AUGUCUGGCGCCGAAGCGCUUGCAGUUUUUGGCAUUGUGUGCAAUGUCAUGCAGGUGAUUGGUUUUGUGAAAGAUGGUGCCCAUAUGGCCAAAGCUAUCUACAAAACCGGAACUCUGGACCCUAGCCUCGCACAGACGAUUGGUUACAUAAAAGGAGGCUUGGAGAGAUUGAAAGAUUCGUUGGAGAAGGGGAGACCUCUCAUUCAAGACGAGGAGGAGCUGCUAGAUAUUGCGAACGGCAGUCUGGAGACCGCGGAGGAGUUAAAGGCCGAGCUAAAAAAGAUCGCAGGCACAUUAGCCAAGGGAAAGUAUCCUGCCGCCUUCCGUGGAUGGUUCAAAGCCGCCCUGGGUGGGAAAAGGAGGAUUGAGAGACUGGAGAAAGUGAUGCAUAAUCGUCAACAGAUUCUGGAGAAUCGACUCAUAGUUCGAAUCUGCAACAAGAACGAUGCACUCCUCCUCGAACAACAUGCCAAUUUCGACAAGCUCGACCGGGCAUUACAAGGCUUCGUUGAAUGCUGUGCCCGCAACCAGACGACUCUUGACCAGCUCAUUCAGAGAGGAUUUCUUACCGUGACGACACAUAUCGGGAGCAAGAUGGAAGCUCUUGCGCAGUCGGUUGAAGUCAGCAUUUCCUCCGGGACAAACCAGCUCCAGGACAACAUAUCGUCUCGUUUACAAGAGCUUGCUUACAAUCGGAUUGAAAAAGAAGAACAUGACAGGCUGUUGGGAAGCCUGAAACAUGAAACAAUGAACGUUCGGCGGAAUCAUAUUAUAGUUAAUCAUGAUGAUACGUUUUCCUGGAUCUUCCAUCCUCAGCACGGCAAUAGCGAUGCUGGUAACCAGGAUGGAUUUGUGGACUGGCUCAAGUCUUCUAAGCAACGUCCGUACUGGGUCAGUGGCAAAGCAGGCUCGGGAAAGAGCGUCCUGAUGAAGUUUCUGGUCAACAACCCGCGCACCCAGUCCAUCCUUGAUGAUGCACACGGAACCACCAUCGUCUUGUCCCAUUUCCUAUGGGCUGCAGGCCAGUCACUUGAACGAAAUAUGCAAGGGCUCCUUUGCUCUUUGACCCACCAACUCUUAGCCACGAAGCCAGAUCUCUGUCGGGUCGUCUUGGAGAAGGUUCCCGCCUCAAGGCAGAAGAGAUUCCCCGGCGAUUGGUCCACCAACGAACUCCGUGCUCUUUCUGUUGAUGUGAUUCCGGCCUGUGGACAGCAUGUGUGCAUCUUCCUGGACGGUCUUGAUGAAACGGACGACUACAUGGCCCUGGUCGACUUCCUGGGUCACCUUUGUGCUCUACCGCGCCUUCAGGUCUGCGUCUCGAGCCGACCAGAGCCUACGUUGCAACGACGCUUUCACAGCUGCCCCCAGCUUCGGGUGCAGGAUUUGACCCGACUCGACAUCGAAAAAUACGCCCACGAUACCCUACGCAGGCUACCCUUCGACGACCCAGAGACCACCAACCGCCUAGUGUCCAUCAUCCUUUCCAAGGCGGACGGGGUAUUCCUAUGGGUUGCUUUGGCCCUGAAGAGCGUUCAAACAGGGUAUGACAACCACGACGACCCGGCUGAGCUGCAAGCCCGUCUGGAAUCGCUCCCCAACGAUCUCAACACGCUCUACCAGAGGAUGUGGCGGCGGCUCAACGACAGUGAGGCUGUGUAUCGGGGAACAGCUGCUCUGUACUUCAACCUCAUGUUGGAAUGUGUAGGCAAUAUAGAUCUCACCUCAGCAGCGAGCCCGUUACUACUGGCUCUAGCACUGCAUCCACCGCUGGCGGCCACGGUCGUGACGGAGGAUAUCGAAUUCUGGGAGGGGCAGCUACACAGGGAAUGCGAGAGAAUAACGGAGCGCUUGCCGAUCCGGUGUGCGGGCUUACUGGAAGUGACUGCGGAUGGGACUGUGGCGCUCAUACAUCGGUCCGCCCAGGAAUUUCUCACGAACACGCCAGAGGGUCAACGCAUACGCGGCGCAGACUCAACACCACGCGAAACCCACCGUCUGAAUCUCAUUCGGGGAUUACUUGGCUGCUACAAACUGGAGAUAGAGGCUGAGGCACAGACGCUCUCUCCCCGUAUCCUCAACCUCUGCCAACCCCUCGGCCGCAAGCUCAGAAGUGCGAGUAGUUUCUUUGAAUUGUGCCGCUACGAUUUAUCUCCUGAAAGUGUCCACACACUGUUCAACCUGGCACAAGCGCUCUAUUCAACGAGGAAAUGGGUAUUUGAUUAUUCCUUCUACCUACAGCCGGAUUUCCUCGGCGCGAUCGCCCGCGCGGGGUUCUUUGCCCUGACACGAGACGGAUUUGCCCAGCUCGCUGGCGCUGCCCCCCGCGGCUGGAGGAUUUCGAGGCUCUACCAGGCAUAUAUCCUGGAAUGUGUGCUCGACUCAGUCAAAUGGAGUGAAGUGAAGACGUCCGCCCAGGAUCUUGCUUUCCUUUGCGCACUUGGCAACACGUCCUCCACCCAAAACGCUAGGUAUAGCAUUAUCAACUUUAUUCAAUCAAUAGUUGGAACGGUUGGAGAAGAAGACCCUCCAUUCUAUAUCACCAGCGAUCCGUUGCAGCUUUUAAUGGAAGAGUCACUUCUUGACGAGUUUCCGGGAAGAUACAACUCUCUGGAUCUUAUGAUUAGCCUUCUUGAAGGGGGCUGCAAUCUCUCCACCCGGGAUGUCAUCUUACUCCAUGCCUCCGCCCCCGACGUGUCAGACAUAUUCCAAUACCAAUUCUUCAGCUAUCCGAAAUUCUUGCCAGGAGGAACGUUGUUCAUUGAAGUGAAUACCUCAUUUCUUUUAACCCUGUUCGUACGGCUGCUAGCUAGCCAGCAGUCACUCUUCCCGUUUAUUGUCGAUUUUCCCGCGUUAUUUCAAAGACUGGAGACCGCGGUGGGAGGCUUGACUACACCGGCGUUUUCACAAUUGCGUGGCUUUGUUCCAGAGUAUACCAGAGCUGCUGUUAUGCACCCCGAGACCAGACCUGCCGAGGAGGAUUCCCAGGAUGUUUAUGGCGGACAUGGAGACUCCGAGGGUGAGCAGUCCGACGAGGAAGAAUUUGGGAGCGAGGAGGAUUUAGACGGUGAUAACGAUGAUAGUAACGACUCGGAACGGAGGACCUGGGCCAGCUCUACAGAAGUACUCAUCCCUUGUAACGACGACGAUAGCAAUGCUGUUCUUGCUGGCCUGUUCGGCGAUAUCUUCACCUCCAUUACGCGUGGGAAGAACGGCUGCCUGCUCGGGAAGCUCGAGAUCCCCGGCCUCGAGUCCAGGCUUCAGCAGAUCUUGCCAAAUGCUAGACGUUCCACGGUGCAGGAGCUGGAAGAAGCCUUGAUCCAGGAUGGAUUUCUGGUGCCAUGCAGCGCCGGACCGGACGUCUGGCCACCCAGGGUUUAUUCACCUGAUCCUGCGUGCGAUGAGGUUGAGGCGUGA
Molecule: messenger RNA, 3414 nt
Organism: Talaromyces rugulosus
Lineage: Eukaryota; Fungi; Ascomycota; Eurotiomycetes; Eurotiales; Trichocomaceae
Exons: 3
Coding region: 1-3414 (1137 amino acids)
Source: RefSeq, a predicted model, not a curated record